Aspergillus oryzae RIB40 is the source of this 594-nucleotide messenger RNA. RefSeq lists its product as uncharacterized. The transcript is spliced from 3 exons. Bases 1 to 594 code for a protein of 197 amino acids. Gene Ontology annotation, molecular function: heme binding; monooxygenase activity; oxidoreductase activity, acting on paired donors, with incorporation or reduction of molecular oxygen. NCBI's taxonomy places the organism in Eukaryota, Fungi, Ascomycota, Eurotiomycetes, Eurotiales, Aspergillaceae. The record is from RefSeq and is a predicted model, not a curated record.
AUGUUCGCGGGCUCAGACACAACAGCUUUCUCACUGACCAUAACGCUCGUGUAUCUUUGCAAGUAUCCGGAGAAAAUUGUCAAAUUACGUCGGGAAGUGCAAUGCCUCAGGGACUUUAAAGUGCAGGACAUACAGCUGGCAACAAUCUCGCAGAUGCCGUAUCUUGACGCUGUGAUCCGUGAAGCAAAUAGACUCAGCUCGCCACUUUCUACGGUCUUGCCUCGCGAGGUUCCCAGUACGGGGUGUGUUAUAAGCGGACAUUUCCUCCCGAAAGGUACUGUAGUUGGUUUUCACCUGGAUGACAUCAACAGAAACCCGAAAUUCUUCCCCGAACCAAAUGACUUUAUCCCGGAGCGAUGGUCUGGAGAGGAAGGAAAGAAGCUGCAGAGAUGGUUCGUGCCUUUCUCUAAAGGUUCUAGGAGAUGCAUUGGAAUGGACUUCGCUUUUGUCGAAAUGAAGCUGGCUGUCGCUGCGAUCAUCUCCAGAUUCGAAAUCUGGCUAGACAAUCCGAACGUCACGUUGAACAGCCGGGAGAUGUUUGUUAAGAUCCCUGAGGAUGACCUGAGGAUCAGGCUCCGAGCGAUUACCGUUUGA